AAUAAUAUUGUUCCUGCUCUUUGGAUUAUUGGUAUUGAAGUCAGAUACUUUGACCUGCAUGGCAAUAGAAUUACGCUUGGAAGGAUUGUUGAAGUAAGUGAAUCAUGGAUGACCUUGACUGGACUUCGGACGGGAGUGUCUACUCUGAUGCACUCCCACCACUUCCACCUUUAGUAAUAUGGACCAGUAGAAGGUCAACUACGUGUCCUCCACCGCCGAAAACACCAACUUCUGGUACACCGUAUACAGGUCAACACCACCUAUACGCCGUUAGUAGAAAUGAAGUAGCGACCUCAGAAGCCUCCUUUGCCUAUUAUGCAAUUCAGCAUACCUCAUUCAGUCCUUGGAACAUACCAUCAGUUACCAACAAUUUGCCGCUAGAUCAUCCUUCGUCGGACCGGACAGACAGUGUCAGAGACCGUCGACCAGAGUGCCAAAGGAAGGAAGAUACAAACUCUACUGAGCUUUUAGCAACAGCUGUCGUAAAUCCAUGUUCGAUUCGAAUGACAUCGGCGACGGAAAUUGAACAAAGAUCGCGAGACAGCAAUAACCAAACUGUGAACUAUCCAGUCUCAGUUUUAGAUCACUACACAGGAUACGGGCACGUAGAGUAUGACUCAGAAGAAGACAAUUACUCAAGCACGUCCUCCGAAGUAGAUCUUCAAAAUAUCGGGCAUGUUCCAAUAUCUCACCGGCUGCCUAGCGUAUCUGUGGAAGGCAAACAUCAUGAUCAUCAAAAGCUCAAGAAACAGCAUACAUCGGAGACGUAUACCGAUAAAGACACUCAACUUCUAGCUGACUUGCCUCAAGAACACACGUCGCUCAGCAAGGAAACCGGGGUGUCACUUGGUCUCCAGAAUUAUAUACCUGAUCGUGCACAUUCGCAAACCGGAGAACAGCCGCAUAAAUGUAAGUUUUGCAAAAAAUCAUUUUCCACUCAAUCGAGUCCAACAUCUCGUGAAUGUGUACAGCCAGAAAAGAAAACUUUCAAAUGUAAAGUGUGUGAUAAAACCUUCAGUACGCGAUCUCAUCUUGUUUGUCAUGGACGAGUUCACUCAGGAGAGAAACCGUUUACGUGUAAGUACUGCGCUAAAUCAUUCAGUGCGAAAUCGAGCUGUACUGUUCACGAACGCAUCCAUACCAGGGAGAAGCCAUACAAGUGCAACGAAUGUAAAAAGGCAUUCAGACAACCAUCACAUCUCACAGACCAUGAACGCAUCCAUACUGGAGAGAAGCCUUUUAAGUGUAAAGAAUGCAAAAUGGCAUUCAGACGACAAUCAUAUCUCACAGAUCAUCAACGCGUCCACACUGGAGAGAAUCCAUUCAUGUGUAAAGUAUGUGGAAAGCCUUUCUCUCAUAAAUCCAGUUUAACAAGACAUGAAAGAAUCCAUCUCUGAGAGAAACGGAUGUCACAAGUCUUUUAAUUAAAAAACACACCCUUAGAAGACCAUGUAAACACUAAAACCAAGUCUUCUUGUCAUGGUAAUGGAAAAAAGUCAUUAUUAUGUCCAUUUUGACAUGCAACAUACCCAAUCUGAACUUCAUACAAAAGUCUCCUGCUGACUUCCACAUUUGUCCCAUAACAUUCCAUAUCAUUAUCAUUGUUUUAGACUUGAUUUACUGUACACUUUCUAACCCUGUUGCUCAAUGCACUUUUCACACGUAUUUCCAUAUAUACCAUUUUAUAAAGAAAACUCGGUUGCACUGAGCAUGUGGCUCAUUUUUGAGACAAUCAGUACUUUCUGUACGAUCCUUAUUCUUCUACACACUUGCCUGGUGUAGAUACUUUCCCUAAAAGCGCUGUACUGUUUUGAAGUUCGUACAUGGUGUUACAUAUUUGAGAUAUUUUGUUCGUGUAUGUCCCUCUGGUCCCAUUUGUACCGUUUUGUAGUCCUAUUCCAGUUCUUGUCAAAACUCUGAACAGCUUCGAAAAAAAUGUCAAUGUUCAUGUGUUUGAGGAAGAUGUGUACAUGACCAGGACUCGAACCUGCAUACAUCACUGCAUACAUCACAAGGCAUUAAAGC
Molecule: messenger RNA, 2025 nt
Organism: Sycon ciliatum
Lineage: Eukaryota; Metazoa; Porifera; Calcarea; Leucosolenida; Sycettidae
Product: zinc finger protein 519-like
Exons: 1
Coding region: 105-1397 (430 amino acids)
Biological process (GO): urogenital system development; embryo development; regulation of transcription by RNA polymerase II
Cellular component (GO): nucleus
Molecular function (GO): RNA polymerase II transcription regulatory region sequence-specific DNA binding; DNA-binding transcription factor activity, RNA polymerase II-specific
Source: RefSeq, a predicted model, not a curated record